Entelurus aequoreus (snake pipefish) is the source of this 5576-nucleotide messenger RNA. RefSeq names its product zinc finger protein GLIS2-like. The coding region runs from base 375 to 1853 and encodes 492 amino acids. The transcript has 7 exons. Gene Ontology annotation, biological process: smoothened signaling pathway; regulation of transcription by RNA polymerase II. Gene Ontology annotation, cellular component: nucleus. NCBI's taxonomy places the organism in Eukaryota, Metazoa, Chordata, Actinopteri, Syngnathiformes, Syngnathidae. The record is from RefSeq and is a predicted model, not a curated record. Gene Ontology annotation, molecular function: RNA polymerase II cis-regulatory region sequence-specific DNA binding; DNA-binding transcription factor activity, RNA polymerase II-specific.
AGCGUCGCUCCUCCGCGGGGAAGAUUAUUCUUUUUUUUAAAUUCUUCUCCUCCUCACCUCGCUUUUUUUUUUUUCAUCGGCAUUGACUUUUGCUUCUUUGACAUAAAUCAUCUGGACAAGGUUUUCUUUCGUGAAAACUCCUCGCUUAAGUAGUAUUUCUCAUCAUCAGCGAGUCCUCCGCGGAAGGAUCUGCUUUUUCCCCUUACCUUUUCAAAAUAAAUAUAUCCACGAUGAUGAUGAUGAUGGAAAUGGGACAAGAUCACGUUUGAUUUUGGUGUUUUUCCGCUGUUGUGUCGUUGGAAGCAUCUUCAGAGGAGGCUGUCUGCCAGGAGAAGCUGACGUUUUGGAGCAGCGCUGCGGACAUCGAAGGCGACAUGCUCUCCUCGGAUGAGCCGCUGGACCUGAAGCUUCCCUCCGGAAGGACGCAUUGUCCCCUCAGACUGGGGAAGAGGACGUCAUCCUCCAUCUGCGCACCCCUCAGCGCCACACGCCCUCGUCUUAUCUACACCACUUUCCCGUCCCCGCCGUCUUCCCCAGAUUCCCAGUCCCCCUAUCAUGAGCGACCCGGGUCCUGCUUCACUCCUCCAGCCAUGGACCUCAGCCUGUCCCCUUCGUCUCGACACGCAUCCUCUCUCUCCCCUUCUCCCUCCUCCCCGUCCCUCUCGUCCCCUCCGUCCCCUGUCGAGUCCCCCUACAGCAUCAGCAGACCACACUCCCUCUCACGGGAAGCAGCACAUCAUCAUCAUAGAGGAAUGGAGGGCGACUCGUCACCUCGGCGUUAUCCUUUCUAUCUACCAAUGGCGAGCCCGCCGGCAGGUUACAGCUUUCCUUCCUCUUUACUGAUUGGUCAGAAGAGAGAGAUGCAAGUUUCACCUGAGCCCUCAUUGGACGCUCAGCUCACCUGCCGCUGGAUGAAGUGCCACCUGCUGUUUGAGUCGCUGCAGGACCUGGUGGACCACAUCAACGACUCCCACGUCAAGCCCGAAAAGGAUUCCGGUUAUUGUUGCAAGUGGGAGGGCUGCGCUCGCAAUGGGCGGGGCUUCAACGCCAGGUAUAAAAUGCUGAUUCACAUCCGCACACACACCAACGAGAAACCCCAUCAUUGUCCCACCUGUAACAAGAGCUUCUCCCGCCUGGAGAACCUGAAGAUCCACACCCGCUCGCACACAGGUGAGAAACCAUACGUCUGUCCGUACGAGGGCUGCAGCAAGCGAUACUCCAACUCCAGUGACCGCUUCAAGCACACCCGCACACAUUACGUGGACAAGCCGUACUGCUGCAAGAUGGCGGGUUGCCUGAAGCGUUACACCGAUCCCAGCUCGCUACGCAAGCACAUCAAAGCCCACGGGCACUUUGUGAGCCAAGAGCAGAGCGCCCCCAGCAGGCCGGGGCUGGGUGCUCGUCGCGGUGGUCAGUGUGCAGUGGAUCCUCCCUCCGCAGGGAGAGGGCAGGUCAUCCUUCCUGGGACAUCGGCAGCAGCCCUCCUGGGGGGUCUGGGGACAUCGCUGCCUCUGUCGGUACUGUGCCACCCUCACGCUCCGCUCUUCUCCGUGGGGGGAAGGGGCGCCAUGGGCCCGCUCGGACUCGCCGACUCGCCUCUUUUCCACUUCGGACUUACGGCGGCGUCCAUGUUGGGGUUGGGCGCUCUGGGAAGGGUGGGGCGCACCGGAGGCCGGGGGGCAAACGGCGAGGCAGAUGAGGCCGAGGCCGACAGGGAGAGGGAGAGGGAGAGGGAGAGGGAGGGGAAGGUUCUGAACCUCUCUGCGGGGGUGGGGCCAGGACCGAGGGAUUCCCUGUCCUGGGUGGUCGUCCCCCCUAGAGCGCUCCUGCUUAAACCAACCGUGGUCAGCUAGAGUGGGUCCCCGAAGGUGCUCUUAAGUGGCAUUUCUACAUUAUAUUUAAUGUUCAACCCAGGCAUAAUUCCAAGUCAAAAUAAGUAACUCAAAAUCAGUCAUUGAACUGCCCAAAAAGGGUUCACUUUUUACAAUUUGUAACAUUUUGAUAUAAAGUGUGACCGAUCCUGAAGCCAUACAAGGUGACCACUGAAUGAGUCAUGAAUGAAAUGUUUGUUUAGGACGUCUGCAUCCAUUAGGGGUCAAAGGGCGCUACAAACAAAACAAGCCGGUCAGUUUUUAAUGUUAAAAGUUGCACUUUAUCCCAUUAGAAACAAAAAAAUGUUUCCUUUAUUUUGUCUCCUAUGUACAUUCACCACGUUAUAUGUGUUGCAGCGGACAAUCAAUCAGUUUGACAAACCCCACUGAUGCUUUCGCUCACCUAUAUUCACUUUUUUAUGAUCCAUAAAUGGGAGGAAAAGCACAGUGGGGGGCUACAAGGAAAUACGACAUCAUAAUUUAACGUAUCAUAUGAAGGACUAAACAGUUAGUGGACUAUUAGGCUCUACUUAGUGUGUAUCUAUCAAGAACAGCAAGUACAGUGUAAAAAACGUUGCUUUAAAUUGAUUGUUUUGGAUAUGGCAACAAAUGGACAAAAGUAUUGGCACACACCUGGUUGGUGUCAUCAGGACAUUUUUGUACGCUCAGGUGGGUUUGGUGUGGAAGAACUUCACCUCUAGAUAAUCAAAACACUUUUGACAUCAGUGACCUCGAAAAUAUUCACAGACAAGCCCAAAUUUUGUGGAAGCUCCAUAUUUCCCCACCCCCAAUGUUUUCUUCCUGCCAGGUGUCCCAAUACAUUUGUCCAUACGGUGGAUUAUGGGAGUUUAAAGGUCCCCUAUUAUGCAAAAUUGACUUUAUGACAUUAAAUCAGGAUCAGGAUGCUUUAUUAUUGUCCAUUAUUUAACAAGUCCAAGACAUAUAAGAACUGAAAUUGAAUUAACAUAACAUAAUUAACUGAAAUAACAUACGUUACAGGGUGACAAGAACAGGACCGCAAACGGAUCAGCCACUUACGGCGCUCCUUAAAAAAGGUGGGAAAAAGGUGAUAUUGGGAAAGGGGGGAAGAGUAAAAAAUAUCAGUCAAAGGCUGGACCCUCGGGAGGGGGUCCAGACUGAGUUCAAGGGAAAAAAACUCAUUUGCCAUAGCACACAAACAUGUUACAUAUAAUCACAACAACUCGCAACAGGGGGGGAGUUGGGGCCCCGGAGGCCGGCCUGCUGCUAUAAAAUCACCAAAAUUAUUCCUAAGCGUGGCCACCGCUGCUGCUCACAGCUCCCCUCACCUCCCAGGGGGUGGAACAAGGGGAUGGGUCAAAUGCAGAGGGUAAUUUCACCACACCUAGCGUGUGUGCGACUAUCAGUGGUACUUUAACCUUAACAGUAAUAUGUGUCCCCAUAGUCCGUUUAUGAGCAAAUACAUCUAAGCCCAAGAAGUGAUUAUGCCCACCAAUUUGCAGAGGACUGAUUUGUAAAAAAAUAAAAAUAAAAAAGUAGGCUUUGCUACAUAUCUUAAAAUAUAGCUCUGCCAACUAUCCGUCAGUGGGAGCUGCAUGUUUGAAUAUUUUGUUUUUCUUCAGCAAACAUGUUAACGUUUGUGUCCUCCUGUCCUACCCCUUAAUGUGAUAUAUCCUCCUGAGAACCAGUGUCCUCUUCAAUGGACAUUUGUUUUCUUUUGGUCUUUCUUUGGCCAAAAGUACACAUUUUGGGUGGAAAAACCCAGCCACGAUACACAAAUGUCCAAUGCAGAGGACGCUGGUUCUUAGGAAGUUAUGGCAUCUAUUAGGAUAGGGUAUACUUUUAUUGAUCCCACAGUGGGGAACUAAUGUGAGUCCACAAAAAAGUAUUAAAAUGUAGUACAAAAGUGCCCCCAAAGGGUUUUAUUUUCUUUUACGCCGCCCCAUCCCCCCAGGAAGAAGAAAACAUUUUGCUCCCCCCUCCCCAGCUCUCCACCGUGACUAUAAAUAAUGUAAUUUGUCUAUAAAAUUGUUAUAAGUACACCUCUGCAUAACAUUGUAUCCUUAACAUUAAAGAAAACAAAAAAGAAAGAAAGAUUAACUCAGACCAAAAGAAUAACUUUAUUAACAUUGUUUUUUAGUCUGUCACAGAAAAGACUGAAAGUAAUUAAAAACAAAAUUCAGUCCUUAUUUAUUCCAGGAAAAAAUGUUGGCCGAUAAUGAAACAUGAAAAUAAAAUAAAGUUAAUUAAUAACAACACAUUCUAGUUGAUCACAACAUUAACUCAGAAGCACAAUAUAUCACACACUAUAACCUACAAAACAACAAUUAAAAAAAAAAAUGGUGCACAUUUUUUUAAAUCAAAAUGAAGAAGUCAGGAUGAAGGGCUACAAUUAGAGCGUCCGCCCUGAGAUCGGUAGGUUUUGAGUUCAAACCCCAGCCGAGUCAUACCAAAGACUAUAAAAAUGGGACCCAUUACCAAGGGUUGGAAUUGGGGGUUAAAUCACCAAAAAUGAUUCCCGGGCGCGGCCAGCGCUGCUGCUCACUGCUCCCCUCACCUCCCAGGGGGUGAACAAAGGGAUGGGUCAAAUGCAGAGGACAAAUUUCACCACACCUAGUGUGUGUGUGUGACAAUCAUUGGUACUUUAACUUUAAUUAGCACUUUUUGUAAUGCACAGCUUUUCAAAGCAGGGUGUGACGCAUGAUACUGAUAAAGCAUGUUCCCCCGGGUCACACAUGCCGUGCCUGGCAUUUAUUUGGAAAUAACUGGUUUAAACCAAAAGGUAAACACAUGAAAAAAAUGAGGGAAACAUUAAAGAACACCAAAAAAAAGCACCGAGCUGCCACUUCAUUCGCGCCCGUGUUUACAUACAGCAACAAAAGUAACAGUGUGUCUGUCAAAAGUGCACAAUAGCGCUUCUUGGGAGACACGGCUCAUUAGCAAAAAAGCUACAGACACCUGAGACACACUGCUGAAAAACAACCCCACACCAUAAUUCCUCCACCACCAAAUUUUCAAAUCCACUAUUGUGGGCCAACGAGAUUUAAUCGUGUAAUAUGGGACCUUUAAGAAGUCGACUAUGAACUCUUGCGUUUUUGGGAUUCAAACCCUACAUGAAACUAUAUGUCUCUUGCAUUCUAUUCAUUACUCUCGCCGUUGUGGACAGUGUGACGUUUACAGUCGCAGGACAAAAAAAAAAAACCAACACUAGAAUGCAGCUUUUUUUUUUUUUUUUUUUUUGCCAGGUUACUUUGCAUGUUAAUUAUCCACAGACAAAGGUCCCCUCAGGACCUGCCUUAUCUCCUCCUGGAGGUUUGAUGAUGGAGCAACAAUACAAGGAGUGUGUUCCGACAGGUCUACAAACAUGUCUCGCCAGAGUGAUUUAUUCAGACUUGUUUCAAGACCUUUUUUUUUUACUUUGAAGUAAUGCAAAAAAAAAAAAGGUAUUUACUUGGUAAGCAAAAAAAAAAGCCUUUCAACUGCUUUCAAGUGUCGACAUUGGCCAACAUGAGGCCUGUUAUGUUGUUAUAUCUACGAUCGCUAUCUCCAACACUAUCUCAACGAGUGCCUUGUGUUCCCGAACAAGUGUAUGUAUCAUUUGUAUCAUUGCAUUAAAACCUAUUUUUUAUUCUGUCUAUUUCGGGAACUGAAAUUGUUAUAACUGACAACAGAUGCGAUUUGUGCAUCAGGGCCACUGUGACCUUUUUGACGAUGACGUAAUGUCAA